AUGAGCAUUCUUCGCAAGCUCAUAUAUCUUCCCUCCCUCCUCAUUAUCAAGGACGAACUGCCAGCCACACGUUACAAGCACCACGCCGUGAAGGCACUGAUCAGGACCGUCAAGGAUCACAACUAUAGCGAGCGUAGUCUCACACGCGCAACCAGUCGGAUAAUCAAAGCACACUUCGACAUUGAUCACCAGGAUCAGCAGCGCGCAUCAGCAUCCUCGUCACACGGAGCUUCCGCCCGCCCUCUGGCAGCACGACACUCCAAGAACAUGGCCCGCCGCAGUGCUCCAUCCAAGCCUGAGACCUCCUCAUCACACACAUCAUCGUCAAAGCCUGGCGGCAGACAGCACACAUCUAGCCGCAAGAGGCCCAACGAGCCAUCUCCUGUCGGCAACAAGAAGCGCCCUUCCAAGCAGCCACGUCCCGCCUCACAAGUCGUCGACGAGCACAUACCUGACAGCGAGGUUUCUGGUCAGCCAUCUCCCUCCCGCCGCAAGAAAGUGGCUCCUCGGCCACUUUCCGAAGAUUGA
Molecule: messenger RNA, 528 nt
Organism: Aureobasidium namibiae CBS 147.97
Lineage: Eukaryota; Fungi; Ascomycota; Dothideomycetes; Dothideales; Saccotheciaceae
Exons: 4
Coding region: 1-528 (175 amino acids)
Source: RefSeq, a predicted model, not a curated record